UACGCGCGGCGGCCGACAGGAUGAGUGUGCUGAUCGUCAGUGACGAAAAUGCGGCUGGUGACAAAAGAACAGAAAACUGCGACUUCCUGUUUUCCCCGCCGGAACUCAGCGGGAGGUCGCCUGUCCUCCGGCCGUCACAGAGAGAAAACGUGCUGCCCAGGAGCACCGCCCGGGCUAUGAAGGUGACCUUCCAGACGCCUCUGCGGGAUCCACAGACACACAGGAUUUUAAGUCCUAGUGUGAGCGGCAAACUUGACCCUUGUUUUGCUCUGGGUGACAACAUUGGAUUAGAAAACUCUCACCAAGUCUGGACCCAGAAAGAGAACCAACUGUUCACCAAGGAAGCCGACGCCAACACGGCAGAUGCAGCGGAUAGAACCCCGCAGCGCCCAGCGGUGGCAGACGCCCACAUGCCCCCAGAGGGCGUGAGACCGGCCUCCGAGGACAGGCCCACCUCCGCCCCCCAGACGACCCCGGGCUGUCCUCAGGGCCCUGUGAGUCUUGGGAACCAGAUGGCAUCUCCACAGGGUGCACCUCGCAGCCCGGGGCAAGGCUCGGAGGGAGACGCCGGCUCUCACUCCCUGGAGAAAACCAUCACACCUACCUUCGAAGUUCUAGAAGAUCCCGCCAGGAUCACAUCCCCGCACAGAACAGAAGACCCUCACGGAACCACGGGAAGAAGCUUGAACGAACCCCUUGCUUCCUCGGCUAAGGCCACUUUGCUCCCUGGGGCUCACCCUGAAGUGGCCCUGGGAGAAGACCCCCUUGCAGACCUGCCUGGGGCCCCAGCCAGCCCUGAGGACACCUCUGGUCCUGAGGACACCGCCCUGGCGGGCCCUCUGCAGGCUGGAGGGGCCACGGCCCUGAGUCCUCGGAAGGAAGAGGCCAGUGGCCACGCAACCGACUCUUUAAGGAAUGGGCCCGUAAGGCUAGAGUUUGACUUUUCUGAUGAUGCCCCCGGCAGAAGGCCACCUCCACCAAGGAAGCUGGGGAAGAGACCGGAGGCGCAGCAGGAGAAGGCCCCCACGGAGGCAGACUGGGGUCCCGUUCCUCCUCAGGGCUCCUACGACCUGGACUGGGACAAGCUGGGGGACCCAGCCUUCAGCCCGUUCGGCGGUGGUGGAGAGGCCUGGCCCCCGGAGUGUCCCCAGGGCAGGCCGGCGGGGCCCGCGACCUCAGGGGACUCCCCUCCCAGCCAGCAGGUGCCUCCAGCCUCAGCAGAGGGCACCCUCGAGAUGCGGACAGCGGCGGCGGGGUCCUUGGGAGCGCCAGGCAAGGAGGCCACCGUGACUGCCCCGGGGGCCGCGGCGCCCCCCUGCCCUCCAGGCCCCGAGCCCACGGCACCGCCCGCGAGCCCAGCGCCCCCUGCCCUGCAGGGCCUGGAGCCCGCCUCCGACCUGAGCGAGGAGCACUUCCGGGACCCGGCCGAGGUCCUAGGCCCGGGGGCCGACGUGGACUACCUCGCGCAGUUCGGGACGUCCCUGUUUAAGGAGUCAGCCCUGAGGAAGCAGUCCUUGUACCUCAAGUUUGACCCGCUCCUGAAGGACAGCCCGCAAAGACCGGCCCCCGAGGCCCCCGAGACGGGCAGUUCCAGUGCGCAGGCCGCCGACGCGCUGCCCUCGGGAAGCCCGCCUGAGGCCAGGCUGCUGGACCUCGACUUCCCAGGAGCCCCGGACCUGCCUGUGCUGGGCCCCCCUCCAUGUGUCCUCGGGCCCGGGGCGCCCAUCGUGGACGUGCUGCAGUACAGCCAGCGGGACCUGGAUGCGGCGGUGGAGGCGGCACAGAGGGAGACCCUGCAGCUGAGGAGCCAGUGCCAGGAGCUGCAGGAGAAGAACCUGGAGAUGGGGAAGGUCAUGGACGGGUUCGAGAGCAUCGUCUACCAGGCAAUGGAGGAGGCUCAGAAACAGAAGGAACUUGCCAAAGCUGAGAUUCAAAAGGUUCUGAAAGAGAAAGAGCAGCUGGCCGCGGACCUGAGCUCCAUGGAGAAGUCCUUCUCCGACCUCUUCAAGCGGUUCGAGAAGCAGAAGGAGGUGAUCGAGGGCUACCGCACGAACGAGGAGUCCCUGAAGAAGUGUGUUGAGGACUACAUCGCCAGAAUCGAGAAGGAGGGCCAGCGGUACCAAGCGCUGAAGGCCCACGCAGAGGAGAAACUGCGGCUGGCCAGCGAGGAGAUCGCCCAGGUCCGGAGCAAGGCGCAGGCGGAGGCCCUGGCCUUCCAGGCGAGCCUGAGGAAGGAGCAGAUGCGGGUGCACUCGCUGGAGAAGGCCGUGGAGCAGAAGACUAAAGAGAAUGACGAACUGACCCGCAUCUGCGAUGACCUCAUUUCCAAGAUGGAGAAGAUCUGA
Molecule: messenger RNA, 2345 nt
Organism: Pteronotus mesoamericanus
Lineage: Eukaryota; Metazoa; Chordata; Mammalia; Chiroptera; Mormoopidae
Gene: TACC3
Product: transforming acidic coiled-coil containing protein 3
Exons: 16
Coding region: 21-2345 (774 amino acids)
Biological process (GO): cell population proliferation; mitotic spindle organization; cerebral cortex development
Cellular component (GO): cytoplasm
Source: RefSeq, a predicted model, not a curated record